AUGGCUUCAAUCAAGUUCUAUAUCAUCCUCCAUUUGUUACUUGCAAUUACUUGUGCAUUUGCCCAUGAUCUAAUCGACAUAGAUUGCCAAUGUAAGGAUGGCAAGCUAAUCAACUGUGAUGGAGACAGGGGGGCCAUAGAUCAGAGUAAAGCUGGCGCUGCCGAGGGUGGUGGUGGUGGCGGUGCUGGGGACAAAGGAAAAGACACGGGAGGCAAUGAUGCGGACAAAGGAAAAGAUGGGGGCAAAGGUUCAGGAGGCGACGAUGCGGGUGGGGACAAAGGGAAGGAUGGGGGCAAAGGUUCAGGAGGCAACGAUGCGGGUGGGGACAAAGGAAAAGAUGGGGGCAAUGAUGCGGCUGGGGACAAAGGAAAAGAUGGGGGCAAAGAUGCGGCUGGGGAUAAAGGAAAAGAUGGGGGCAAAGAUGCGGCUGGGGACAAAGGAAAAGAUGGGGGCGGUGAUGCGGCUGGGGACAAAGGAAAAGAUGGGGGCAAAGGGAAAGAUGGAGGGAAAGAUGCGGGAGGCAAAGGCAAACCCACAGGUCCAACUGGACCCGUGGGUCCGCCAGCUAAUGCCCCGUGGUACGAUCCACCACUAUAUGGACAAAAGCCGUUGGAUACCGAUUAUAAGGGUGAAUGGAUUAUACAUAAUCCAAAUGUGGGUGUUAACGCAAUGCAAUUUCAGUUGAUGCCAAACAACAAGGCUGUUUGGUUUGAUACCACAAACCUUGGCCCUUCUACCCGAGAACUCGGUCCUAAGGGAAACUGUCCCACCAAUCCAGACAAUAACAACGAACCUGAUUGUUUCGCUCAUGCUGUCCAAUAUGAUGUCGAGACAGGCGAAGUAGUUUCUGUUUAUGUGAAAACCGACCCAUGGUGCUCAUCGGGACAUUUGUUGCCCACUGGUGACCUUAUAUCAACCGGAGGUAAUAGAAUGGGUGAUCGAUCUGUUAGAUUGUUCUCACUCAAAGAUCCCGAACCUAAGUUCGUUGAAAGAGAACAAGCGCUCAGUGCUGCUAGGUGGUACGCAUCCAAUGCUGUUAUGGAAGACGGAAGUGCAUUGAUCGUUGGAGGCCGAGAUUCUUAUAGUUACGACAUUAUGCCACCACAAUUUGACUUCAAGCCAACCAAGAUCGACUUCCCGUUUCUUCAACAAACCACCGAGCCAGCCGUUGGGGCGGGCCAACACGUUGAGAACAAUCUUUACCCGUUUCUGUUUUUCCUUCCUGAUGGAAACAUGUUCAUUUUCGCAAAUGAUCGCGCUAUUAGUUUUAACCCAAAAACAGGCGCGACCGUUAAGGAGUACCCACCGUUAGAAGGGGGGUCUCGCAACUACCCGCCGUCAGGUCAAUCCGCACUUUUCCCUCUACGGCUUAGCCCAGACAAUUCUAAACCGGUCCCCGUUGAGGUGGUGGUUUGUGGUGGUAAUAAAAGGGAUGCUUUCCCAAAUGUUGAUGCCAAGUACACCCAAAACAGAGUGUUUUCCCCUGCUUUGGCCGAUUGUAAUAGACUCAAGGUGCUAGCUGAUAAGCCGGCUUGGGAGAAAGAACAGGACAUGCCAUCACCGAGAACCAUGGGCGAUCUUUUAGUACUUCCAAACGGACAGUUUCUUCUAAUAAACGGUGCGAAAAAGGGUACUUCAGGAUGGGAAGAUGGUGAGGACCCCAACCUCACACCGACCGUAUAUAUGCCAGAAAACGAAAUGGGCAAGAGGUUUAAGGAACUUAAACCAACAACCAUUCCUAGAAUGUACCAUUCAUCUUCCUCGGUGCUUCCUGACGGAAAGAUUCUGGUCGUUGGUAGCAACGCUCACCAGUUCUACACAUUUGAUGGUCCUUUCCCAACAGAGCUACGGGCCGAGAAAUUCUCACCUCAUUAUCUUGAUCCUAAACUAGACGAAAAGAGGCCCGUUAUCAAAGAAGAUGGUACUGAUAAGGUUUUGAAGUACGGUAAACCAUUUAAGGUAACGUUUACAACAAAAUCGAAUAACAAUUUGGGAUACGGGGAUGUUCUAGUCACUCUUUUGUACCCACCCUUUACGACUCAUGGUUUCUCCCAAAACCAAAGGCUGCUCAUCACUGGGGUGGACAAGAUUGAUAAAAAUGUGAUCACCGCCGUAGCGCCACCAUCAGGGAAGAUCGCACCGCCUGGAUAUUACUUAUUGUUUGUCAACCAUCUCAACAUUCCUAGCCGUGGCAUGUGGGUGCACAUUGACUAGUAGCUAGUUAUUUAGACUAGACCCUUGUUCUAGUUGAUCUAUAUAUGUAGGAAAAAAGAUGUUUGUUUCAUUUCGAUUGUACGCACUACACUCUCUUUUAGCACAUGUUGCAUGCAUUUGAAUUUGAAUAAUAAUACGGAGUAAUAAUAGAGAGGUCAU
Erigeron canadensis is the source of this 2373-nucleotide messenger RNA. Its product is annotated as putative aldehyde oxidase Art an 7. Bases 1 to 2214 code for a protein of 737 amino acids. The record is from RefSeq and is a predicted model, not a curated record. The transcript is spliced from 2 exons. Lineage: Eukaryota; Viridiplantae; Streptophyta; Magnoliopsida; Asterales; Asteraceae.